This is a messenger RNA of Aureobasidium vineae, 789 nucleotides long. The record is from the annotation of a GenBank genome assembly. Lineage: Eukaryota; Fungi; Ascomycota; Dothideomycetes; Dothideales; Saccotheciaceae.
AGACCUGUCUCCUUGUCCACACCACACGCUGCCUCGCCCUCUCUGCUCGCAACCAUGUCCGACGACAAGAAGAACGAAGACUUCACAAUCGAGCUCGGCGAGCAAAAGGGCAAUGGAGCCUUUGCUGCUGCUCCUGCCCAAAGGAUGCCUGCAGCUGCUCCUCAAGCCGCGCAGCUGAACAGCCCUGUCGUCGCCAUUCUGGCCUACUGUGGCAGUUCGAUUCUCAUGACAACUACCAACAAAUACGUCCUCAGCGGUCUCGAUUUCAACCUCAACUUUUUCCUCCUCGCCGUCCAGAGUGUCGUCUGUAUCGUCGCCAUCCAGUCAUGCAAGUCCGCCGGCAUCAUCACCUACAGAGACUUCAACAGCGAUGAAGCAAAGAAGUGGUUCCCCAUCUCCCUCCUCCUCAUCGGCAUGAUCUACACCUCGACCAAGGCCCUGCAAUACCUCUCCAUCCCCGUCUACACCAUCUUCAAGAACUUGACCAUCAUCCUGAUCGCAUAUGGUGAAGUUCUGUGGUUUGGCGGCAGCGUUACCGGAACCGCCCUCUUCUCCUUCAGUCUUAUGGUUCUCUCGUCUCUCAUUGCUGCGUGGGCAGAUAUCCAGCACGCUCUCAACAGCCACUCGGGCUCGGCCGCCAACGACAAGAUCUCUACUCUCAACUCUGGCUACAUUUGGAUGGCCCUGAACUGCUUCUGCAGUGCCACUUACGUCCUCGGCAUGCGCAAGCGCAUCAAGUUGACCAACUUCAAAGACUUCGACAGUACGCCCUCUUUCCUUUUCUUGUGA